GUAGAUUUCAAUGAUUUUAAUGAAGUUUUUAGUCAUUUUUAGUGCUUUUGAACUUGCAAUUGCACAGAGAUUUAAUGUUUGUGAUAAAUCGUAUCUGAAAUUUGUGUAUAUGAGUGCAGAAUUGGGAUGGGUUGGCAUUGGUUUGGCAUGGAUUCGUGAUGAUGGAAAUCUCCGGAAGGUUGAUUUGGAUUUAGAAUAUGAAUCAUCAACAAAACCUGAUCCUAAUAAUUUAGGAAAACUACAAAUUUUGAAUUUGAUAACACUAAAUCAUCCAAAAAAUGAAAAAAAAAACUUAAUAUGAUCUAUGAAUUUAUUCCUCCGUCUCAAAAACAUAUAACAAAUGUUACGAAAAUAGUUUGGAAAGGUGUAACGCUCUGUGAUGUAAAUGGUUAGUUUGCAAAUGUAUUUAGUAUAAAGUUGACUGACUUUUUAGUUCUUCUUCAUUUACUCUUGCAGUAACAAAGCCAUAUUUGGUUAAAAUGCACGACGAGUACAAUUUCUACACAAAGGAACAAAAGUUAAGAACAGAAGUGGUUAAUAGAUUAACACCAAAACCAACAGUUGAACCUGUUCAAUUGAAUUCUAGCACAGAAGAUUAUGAUGACAGUGAGGUUGUUGGAUGUGGUAGAGUAGAUACAAGGAACAUUUAUGUGCCAUUAGUCCUUGAAGGGCAGACUAUAGAAAGAGGACAAUGGCCAUGGUUAGUUUCUAUCUAUUCCUACUCAAAAUCGAAAUUAGGAUUCCGAUGUGGAGCUACACUCAUCUCUAAUAAGUUAGUUGUAACGGCUGCUCAUUGCUUCUUUGAUGUCUUCAAUCGAAGAAUCAAUUCAGAUGAUGUCCUCAUCAUUCUUGGACAGUAUAACCUAAAAAGACCACAAGAUCAAGGCAGCGAAAUUGUUUAUCCCGAAAGUGUGAAUAUUCACCCAACAUAUCGGAAACUAACAAAAAUUGAUUCAGAUAUUGCGGUUGUUGUUCUGGCCGAAAGAGUUCGCUUCACUCACUACAUCCGUCCUGCAUGCCUGUGGAAGGGUCCUGAUACUAAAGACAGCAUUGUUGGGAAGAGAGGAUACAUUGCUGGGUGGGGACGUGAUGAAUAUGGAAAUUUCUUUUCGGAAUUACCCAAACAAAGUGAAAUUCCUGUAGUUUCCGAUGAAACAUGUCUACGAUCCCAUGAAGUUUUCGUCAGAAUUACAUCUUCAGUAACAUUUUGUGCAGGAUGGCGCAAUGGAACAGAAGGUCCUUGCAAUGGUGACUCAGGAGGGCCAUUUGUUUUUAAAAAGGAUGGUCGUUGGACUCUGAGAGGUGUUGUUUCAACAUCCCUGCUCACUGAUGGCAGCAAUACCUGCAAUCUCAAUGAAUACGUCAUAUUCACAGACGUAGCUCAAUUUACAGAUUGGAUAACAUCUUUUGAUAACGAAUACACCUAUUAA
Lutzomyia longipalpis is the source of this 1430-nucleotide messenger RNA. RefSeq names its product serine protease gd-like. The transcript is spliced from 2 exons. Gene Ontology annotation, molecular function: serine-type endopeptidase activity. Bases 480 to 1430 code for a protein of 316 amino acids. The record is from RefSeq and is a predicted model, not a curated record. Gene Ontology annotation, biological process: proteolysis. Lineage: Eukaryota; Metazoa; Arthropoda; Insecta; Diptera; Psychodidae.